UCUUACCUUUAAGAAUAAUUUAUUUAUUUAUUUGGAACGAUUCAAGAAUAAUUUAUAAGAGAAGAAAUCGAAUGGAUUGGAUGAACUCGGAAGAAGCAGUAACAAGCUAUUUAUUGAAGCUGCAAAAGAAAAGAUGAAAAAGGGUGGGGAAAAUUCGAAGAAAUGAAGAAACAGGCUGUUAUUGAAGUAUGAUUUGUUUAUUCAAUCGCUGCUGUGUUUAAAUACACAGUAGAGAUCCCACCCACCCCUUCACUUUGUCUCUCUCUCUCUCUUAACUGCUCAGAUCCAGAACUCAUAUUAUUACCAUUCUACCCCUCCCAUGGCGUACUCGUUCCCGGAGAAAGUUUUGAAGCACGUGUUCUCGUUCCUGAGCUCCGAUAGAGACCGGAACGCCGUGUCGUUGGUGUGCAAGUCGUGGUACGAGAUCGAGCGGUGGAGCCGCCGGCGCGUAUUCGUGGGGAACUGCUACGCCGUGUCGCCGGAGAUGGUGAUCCGGCGGUUUCCGGAGGUGAGGGCGGUGGAGAUUAAGGGGAAGCCGCAUUUCGCGGACUUCAAUCUGGUGCCGGAAGGGUGGGGCGGGUACGUGUACCCGUGGAUGGCGGCGAUGGCGGAGGCGUAUCCGUUCCUGGAGGAGAUGAAGCUGAAGCGCAUGGUGGUGACGGACGAGAGCUUGGAGCUCAUCUCCAAGUCGUUUAAGAAGUUGGAAGUGCUGGUGCUGUCGUCUUGCGAGGGUUUCACCACCGACGGUCUCGCCUCCAUUGCUGCUAACUGCAGGCAUCUGAGGGAACUAGAUUUGAGUGAGAGUGAAGUAGAGGAGCAGAGUGGGGAUUGGCUUACCCAUUUUCCUGAUAGCUUCACUUCUCUGGUGUCACUCAACAUGUCUUGUAUAUAUUCCGAGGUAAGUUUCUCGGCCUUGGAGCGACUGGUUGCACGUUCCCCUCACCUGAGGACUCUCCGGCUGAACCGCGGUGUGCCCCUUGAGAAGCUCGCUAGUCUGCUUCGCCUUGCACCCCAAUUAGUUGAAUUAGGCACCGGUGCCCUUUCAGCUGAAUUUCAAUCCCAUACAUUUUCUGAGCUUGCUGAUGCAUUUUCAGCCUGUAAGCAACUCAAGGCUUUGUCUGGAUUUUGGGAUGUCGUUCUCUCUUAUCUUCCAGCUGUGUAUUCUGUCUGUUCCGGAAUCACUUGGCUGGAUUUAAGCUAUGCUGCCAUUCCUGGUUCUGAUCUUGUCAAGCUUAUUAGCCAAUGCCAGAAUUUGCAGCGUCUAUGGGUUUUGGACUACGUCGAAGACAGUGGACUUGAAGCUAUUGCUGCAUCUUGCAAGGAUCUGCAACAACUUAGCGUCUUCCCUUCGGUAGAACCUAACGUGGCUUUGACGGAACAAGGGCUUGUAUUUGUCUCCGAAGGCUGCCCCAAGCUUGAAUCUGUUCUUUACUUUUGCCGCCAGAUGUCAAAUGCUGCAUUGAUUGCUAUUGCAAGGAAUCGUCCUAACUUGAUUCGGUUCCGCCUCUGUAUCAUUGAGCCUUACGCUCAUGACUACUUAACCGACGAACCACUUGAUGCUGGUUUUGGGGCCAUUGUGGAGAAGUGUAAGGAACUGCGCCGGCUUUCCAUAUCCGGCCUCCUCACUGAUCUCGUCUUCAAAUAUAUUGGGACCCAUGCCAAGAAAUUGGAGAUGCUUUCGAUAGCCUUUGCUGGGGAUAGUGAUUUGGGGCUCCACCACUUGUUAUCUGGUUGCGACAGCCUCCGGAAACUGGAGAUAAGGGACUGUCCAUUUGGGGACGAGGCUCUCUUGGCCAAUGCUGCAAAGCUGGAGGGAAUGCGAUCCCUUUGGAUGUCGUCUUGCUCUGUGAGUUUCGGAGCUUGUAAGCUGCUCGCACAGAAGAUGCCUCGGCUCAACGUUGAGGUGAUAGACGAGAGAGGCCCACCCGAUUCAAGGCCUGAAAGCUGCUCUGUCGAGCGACUCUAUGUCUACCGCACUGUUGCUUCCAGGCCAAGGCUUGACAUGCCUCACUUCGUCUGGACUCUGGAUCAGGAUUCAUCCCUCGCACAUUCCUUGGCCAAAAAUUUGCAGCUCCGUGAUUGAAUUGAAUCUUGCCUUAUGGGCGAAGCAGGUACGCCUUGUUUUGUUUCAGCAAUGGUCUGUGUGAAUGCAGAUUGCCAUUCAAACCACAAGAUGCAGCUAUCUACCUAUAUAAUGCAACUAGUUACGAAUAAAGGAUGCAGCCUUUUAUGUUGUUUAUUUAUGUAAUACUCGUCACGGAUUUAUGUUUAUUUUCAAGCUUCAACUUCUCAUACUCGUGUGCUUCAUUUGCUAAUCAUAUUUUGAUGAUAACUUGUGUUGUUUCUA
Messenger RNA from Salvia miltiorrhiza (redroot sage), 2347 nucleotides. Its product is annotated as protein TRANSPORT INHIBITOR RESPONSE 1-like. The transcript has 3 exons. The coding region runs from base 320 to 2083 and encodes 587 amino acids. The record is from RefSeq and is a predicted model, not a curated record. Gene Ontology annotation, biological process: SCF-dependent proteasomal ubiquitin-dependent protein catabolic process. Gene Ontology annotation, molecular function: protein binding. Lineage: Eukaryota; Viridiplantae; Streptophyta; Magnoliopsida; Lamiales; Lamiaceae. Gene Ontology annotation, cellular component: SCF ubiquitin ligase complex.